Messenger RNA from Sinocyclocheilus rhinocerous, 1284 nucleotides. Its product is annotated as WW domain binding protein 1-like. The coding region runs from base 245 to 1234 and encodes 329 amino acids. The transcript has 4 exons. NCBI's taxonomy places the organism in Eukaryota, Metazoa, Chordata, Actinopteri, Cypriniformes, Cyprinidae. The record is from RefSeq and is a predicted model, not a curated record.
UGAGCCUGAACUGCAGAUCGCAGGGACUCGCUUGUGUAAUAGUUGGGGGCUACCAGUGGCACGGAGCUCAUGCUGCUGUUCCACUGAUGUGCCCCCCCCCAUGUCCCAAUAACAGCAGAAGACGGGCGGCGCAUGAGCGGGAGCCUUUUACGCGUUUGUACGAUUAACGAACAAUACGUGUAUUUACAACUCUUGUGCGUUGUGAUCAAAGUCAACACUGAGACAUUCUAUCCGCCUGUUUAAAAUGGGCUUGUUUUUAUUUAUCGCUGGAUCUGCCAACCCCACCGAGGCCACUGUCUAUGAGCAGGUUCUUCACUGUGAGGGUGUGAAUAAUAAAAGCUAUGUGUGUGAGACGGGACACUGUUGUGGAGAGUCCCAGUGCUGCAGCUACUACUAUGAACUCUGGUGGUUCUGGCUGGUGUGGGCCAUCAUCUUAAUCCUGAGCUGCUGCUGCAUUUGUCAUCAUCGUCGCACCAAACACAGACUGCAACAACAACAACGACAGCAUGAGAUCAACCUCAUUGCCUACAGAGAGGUUCACAACUACACCUCACUGCCCUUCUACUACAGAUUCCUACCCAACUAUCUCCUUCCAGAGUACGAGGAGGUAGUGCAUCGGCCCGCUACGCCCCCUCCUCCAUAUAGUGCCUUAAACGCCGGCCCUCCGACCUACACCAGCCCUUUAACCACUGACCAGCAGGAUGCACACUGCACACCCGGACAGACCACUCCAGUGCCCCCUGCAUCUGAAACGCUCUGUUCCAGACCCAGCCUAGAGGAGAUCCACACCUCUAAUGGGUACCACCAGAAAGAAGACGGCAAGGGCGAGAUGGAGUUAGAGCGGGGCAGAUCAGCACAGAGCGCUCAGCAGCCUCCCAGCAUGGAGACGCAGAACGAGUGCAGGAAGGAGCCUGACGAGAAAGAGAGGAUUCUGGGAAGACAUCGCAGAUUCACGGGGGACUCUGGGAUUGAGGUGUGUGUUUGUGGACGAGGCUUGGAGAGCCAUGAGCCCAAAGAAUUCGAGGGGCUUUUGAGCGAGGAGGACUCGGAGGAUUUCUGUGAGGAAUGUGGCCUUCGUUCCUACGGAGAGGAAAAUCAGGGACUUCUGUCCCCAGAAAACAGGGUGGAGCGUGGAGCAUCGCCAAUGUCCCAAUCUCAACCUCAUCCGGUCUGCCUCUAUUUGCAUACUAUUAAUGAACAAGAGGGUCCACAACAUAGUAACACAGAAUCGUAAAGCUAAAUGCAUGACAUUACUGUAAAAAAAAAAAAGUGAGAGGAGGACAA